This is a messenger RNA of Biomphalaria glabrata, 535 nucleotides long. RefSeq lists its product as uncharacterized. The record is from RefSeq and is a predicted model, not a curated record. The transcript is spliced from 3 exons. NCBI's taxonomy places the organism in Eukaryota, Metazoa, Mollusca, Gastropoda, Planorbidae. The coding region runs from base 131 to 535 and encodes 134 amino acids.
GUAAUUUUUACGUCGGUUUUUCCAGUUCAUGAUGGAUGCAUCUAUGCUAUUGGCUGAUUCGGGUCUUCUUUUAUGUGCUCCAAUGUACAUAACUAAAUGAAAUGUGAUCUCAACAUUGACUAGGCUGCUGAUGCUGUCUUCUACAAUGGAGAAACUAUUUCAACCCGUACAACUGCUUUUGAUUCUCUCCAGUUGUGUGGCUGUACCAUCAGAAGACUGCAUGGCUGGUUGGUUUGGUACCAAAUGUCAGUAUCUAUGUCAUUGUAAGAAUAAAAUGGCAUGCGAUGUCAAUGGUCAGUGUGCAACAGGAUGUGACAUUGGUUGGUUUGGUACUGGAUGUCAGUAUGUGAACCUGGCGACAUUACCGGAUGUCCUAGUUACUAUGACACCUACACAAGCAACAACAACAUGGCUGACAGAUGGAGAUGAUACCACGUGCAACGGAAAUGGAGAUAUUACAUCACUACAAAUUUCUUGGAGCACAUCUUACCCACUUACUUGGUUAAGGAUGAAAGUCAAAAAUACUUGUAAGUAA